Messenger RNA from Neomonachus schauinslandi (Hawaiian monk seal), 1403 nucleotides. Its product is annotated as interferon regulatory factor 4-like. NCBI's taxonomy places the organism in Eukaryota, Metazoa, Chordata, Mammalia, Carnivora, Phocidae. The record is from RefSeq and is a predicted model, not a curated record. Gene Ontology annotation, biological process: regulation of transcription by RNA polymerase II; immune system process. Gene Ontology annotation, cellular component: nucleus. Gene Ontology annotation, molecular function: RNA polymerase II cis-regulatory region sequence-specific DNA binding; protein binding; DNA-binding transcription factor activity, RNA polymerase II-specific.
ACGACGCCCUCCAAGCCAGGCGACCACAGAGAAGGGCGAAAGGAUAGGGCCUCCCGGAUCAGGGGGACAGAAAAGAAAGCGAAACCCGCCCAUCCAGAACUUUCGCUUUCGCCGCCUCCGCACGCCAUCCAGGUGGCUUCCCGACUCCCUGUCGCGCUGGGCUCCCAGCCGCCACACGCCCCAGACCUGGCCGCUGCCUCCCGGCGUCCCGGAUGGCCGGCGACCCCUGGUGGAGGGAGGAAGGGAAGGUCCCCGACGGCAGGCGACCGAUGGCGGGGGCCGGGGGUCCCCUGCGCCUCCGCGACUGGCUGGUGGCACAGAUCGAGAGCGGGCGCUAUGCGGGGUUGCGCUGGGAGGACGCAGGCAAGACCCUCUUCCGCAUGCCCUGGAAGCACGCGGCCCGGCAGGGCUAUCAGGCGCAGCAGGACGCGGCACUCUUCAGGGCCUGGGCCAUACACAAGGGCAAGCACCUAGAGGGCAUCGACAAGGAGGACCCCCCCACCUGGAAGACCCGGCUCCGCUGUGCCCUCAACAAGAGUGCUGACUUCUGUGAGGUGCGAGAGCGCAGCCAGCUGGACAGCCCCAACCCCUACAAGGUCUACCGGAUUGUGGCCGACGGCGCCCGUGGCCCAGUUGCCAGAGCUUGUGUUCCCCCUGAAAAGAAGAACAUUCUUCAGAGCCAGCAGGAGCCCCCUGGAGAAGUGACAGAGCUGGCCUGCGGGACAGACCAGGGUACCAGGUGCAGGACCCUACACGCCACUGGAGCCCCUUGCCCUCUGAGGACUUCGGCAACCCUGGUAAGGAAUCUCAAGGCCCUCCCCUCUGAUUACCUGCUGCACGUGCGGCUGUUCUACGGCGCGAAGCUGGUGCGUGAAGCCACCGCGCGCACGGGGGGCUGCCGCCUGAGUCCCCGGGCGGCCCCCGCGGCCGAGCGCCUGCUGGGGCCGCCGCCGCGCCUCGCGCAGGUCCGCUUCCCGGAGCCCGGCGCCCGCGAGCUGCAGCGCUUGGGGCGGCACCCGGGGCGGGGCGUGUUCGCCGAGCGCCUGUGCCGGGGCCGCGGGUACCCGCCGGGCCCGCUCCGCCCGCACCGCGCGCCGCCUGACAAGCUGGAGCGCGGGCGCACCUGCCAACUGCUCGACACGCGCCGCUUCCUCGAGGAAUUGCGUGCCCACCUUCAGGAUGGUCGCCAGGAGCCCGAGUACCAAAUCCGUCUGUGCUUUGGCGAGGAGUACCCAGGGCCCCCAGACCAGCCCGAGGAGCGGCUCAUCAUGGCCCACGGGAGUCACCUCCCACUCCAGCGAAGAGCCACACCUUUCAGUCACCUCCAGCAGCCCCUUACCGACUCCCUCCAGUCCUCAGCUCCUAACCCGAUGACCCUCUGGUCUGUAGGACCCUGCACAUAA